GGCAUUUUGGUAGAUUGAUGAAUCAAUUUUUUGAAGCAGUAUUGUUAUUUUAGUUCUGCUUCUUUCACUUUCAGGUCAGGUACUAGGUGCAACUAUUGCUUGUAAUCAAGCGUUUUCUUAGUUGUUCAGGUGGCUAAAAAGAAGAAUUGGAAGUGUUACCCUUGUGAGUUGGAAGAAAAAAUUAUGGCUGGGGAACGGAAGAAGAAGGAGAGUAUUCUGGAGCUGAGCAGAUAUCUUGACAAACCCGUGCGUGUCAAGUUUCAAGGGGGAAGAGAAGCCAGUGGAGUAUUGAAAGGCUAUGACGCAUUACUCAAUCUGGUACUUGAUGGAGCGACAGAAUAUGUCCGAGAUGCUGAAGAUCCAUUCAAGCUGACUGAUGAGACACGCACAUUGGGCCUGGUUGUGUGCAGAGGUACUGCUAUUGUAUUAGUAUGUCCAGCUGAUGGCAUGGAGCCCAUUGCCAAUCCGUUUGUGCAGCAGGAAGGCUGAUUGUUACAUUGCGAUCCUAAUGGUGUGAUUCGGCCGUCUUAGUUCUGCGUGCCACUGUAACUGAAGACUAUCUUGAUAGAGUCUCUGUUGAACCCUCGAGUACAUUGAACUACCAGUUGCGUGGGCCAGCUCUUAGGGAGUUUUACUGGAAGGAUAUUCAUUACUAUAUCUCCAUGCUUUUGUGGAAGCUGCGGUGUACGGUGUGCUUUCUUCUUUUCAUUGUCGCACCUCUCGUGUGCACUUUGAUGUUAUUGUCAGCUGUUGGUGUUUUCAUACGGUUAUUAGUCAGCUAUUGGUGUCGUCACGCUGUUGCUACACUGUACAUAUAUGCGUAGAAUGAUGGUCAGCUAUUGCCUGUUUGACUCGAUUGACUAAUGCACGUUUGCGUGUGUUAGCCACUUAUUUGGGAUGGAGCGAUGCGUUUGUGGACACGUCAACUUUUACUGGCAUGGUACUUUUCCAGCUUUCUGAUAUCUGCCUGAGUGGAAGGAACACUUGACAUUGCACAGUAUUUUUAUUCUACUUAUUAGUUCAGCUCCACCCAGGUAUCUCCUUUCAAUUGUGACUGUGUCUAAGAUCUGCCAACCAACUUUGUGAUGUUGAUUGGAAAUUCUUGA
Messenger RNA from Sycon ciliatum, 1106 nucleotides. RefSeq names its product U6 snRNA-associated Sm-like protein LSm7. Gene Ontology annotation, molecular function: RNA binding. Gene Ontology annotation, cellular component: catalytic step 2 spliceosome; U2-type prespliceosome; U12-type spliceosomal complex. The coding region runs from base 184 to 489 and encodes 101 amino acids. The transcript has 4 exons. The record is from RefSeq and is a predicted model, not a curated record. Lineage: Eukaryota; Metazoa; Porifera; Calcarea; Leucosolenida; Sycettidae. Gene Ontology annotation, biological process: nuclear-transcribed mRNA catabolic process; mRNA splicing, via spliceosome.